Messenger RNA from Schistosoma margrebowiei, 480 nucleotides. The record is from the annotation of a GenBank genome assembly. NCBI's taxonomy places the organism in Eukaryota, Metazoa, Platyhelminthes, Trematoda, Strigeidida, Schistosomatidae.
AUGACUUCAUUCGGAAAAUAUGUUAGUAAUUUUGUCAAAACAGCUGUUUCGUCUAUUUCCCCUAAUAAAGUAACACCUUAUACUUUAAGCCAAUACGAAUCUGAAUAUGAAAAUUGUGAACAGUUACUACAACAAAAGUCAAUUUAUUAUUUCUACAAAGUGGCAAAUCAUUUUGAUAUGGUUUACUUACCUGGAUCAGUUGGCAUUCCAGUCAAUGGAGAGACUGUCUAUGCUUACAGUUUAUUUAGAUUUCAAGGCGAACAAGAAGCAGGCGUCGCUGUAUUUUUAAGAUACAUAGAAGUUUUGGAUCCUCUGCAUUUAGCCUGUAUGAACAUGAAUUUAUCCAUUGAUCGCACAUAUUUGGAGAAAAUAACUGCGCACUGUCGAAACCAGCGGUCGACGAACCCAAUUAGUUUAGAUGUAGGGCCAAGAACAGGUGUUAGUUUGAUCUACCUUAAACCAUCAGUAUCGUGGGGAUGA